Messenger RNA from Penicillium vulpinum, 1587 nucleotides. It is a transcript of the gene sreA, whose product is annotated as siderophore transcription factor SreA. The transcript is spliced from 3 exons. Gene Ontology annotation, molecular function: RNA polymerase II cis-regulatory region sequence-specific DNA binding; zinc ion binding; DNA-binding transcription factor activity, RNA polymerase II-specific. The record is from RefSeq and is a predicted model, not a curated record. Gene Ontology annotation, biological process: positive regulation of transcription by RNA polymerase II; negative regulation of transcription by RNA polymerase II. Lineage: Eukaryota; Fungi; Ascomycota; Eurotiomycetes; Eurotiales; Aspergillaceae. Bases 1 to 1587 code for a protein of 528 amino acids.
AUGGAAGCGCUUCACUCUCUGCCUCGCAAUCCGGACGUUCCAAUGCGACAACCAUCAGCGGAAGAUUUGGACGCUGCGCAGCAGUUGAUUUCUUCGGCGCAAGCCGGUCGUGAACAUCUAGCAGACCACUACCGGGAGGAUGGCAUGAUGCAAGGAUCCAGUCAAUCUGGAUCAAAUCAAUGGAUGGGGCAUAAUGAAAUCCCGAAUGAAAAAACAUCCCCUGGCAGCCAAAAAGACACAACUUUCCUAGGGCAUUCAUGCAGCAAUUGCGGUACAAAAAGUACUCCACUCUGGCGUCGUUCUCCCACGGGAGCAAUGAUCUGCAACGCCUGCGGUCUCUACCUCAAAGCUCGCAACGUCGCUCGCCCCACAAAACGGAAUCGGAUGCAAUCAGAGGGUGCUGAGAAGCCACCGCCUCCUACGAGCUCUCACUGUGGUGGUUCCUCCGAAGGUGGUUGCAAGGGCUCAUGCCCUGGUGGUGGUAGUUGCAAUGGCACUGGUGGCGCAGAAGGAUGCGAUGGAUGUCCCGCGUACAACAACCGGAUAUACAAGUCUGCUCCCCGAGGAGCGGCUACCACCCAAUCUUCGUGGGGCCGUCAACCAGCACAAGAGUCUGAGCCUGCGACGCAAGAGGAACCACCGGUGAAGGCUCCUGCUCCUGCCGAGGGGCCUAAUACCUUGGUUGCGUGUCAAAAUUGCGGCACAACCGUCACCCCUCUAUGGCGGCGCGACGAACAGGGCCAUCCCAUUUGCAACGCUUGUGGAUUGUAUUAUAAGCUCCACGGAUGCUAUCGCCCCACCAACAUGAAAAAGUCCAUUAUUAAACGACGCAAACGCGUUGUUCCCGCCCUACGAGAUCAGUCUCCCACUGCUGCCACCAUUUCUUCCAAUGGCUCAUCGGCAUCUCCGGAGGCAUCACCUGCUGCUCUGGCCCAUGGCCAUGACGAUCACUAUCGGUAUAUGAGUAGUGAGCCCGCGGAUCACUACCACAUGGCGCACGGAAAAUCCGAAGACGCCCCUCGUCCCUUGCCUUUUGCGCCACCACCAGUUGAUUUCACCGGUUACAAUGCUUCAUCCAUGCCGCUUGCACAUGGUCUCUCGAUGUCACACGGUUUACCCAACAGCCUACCUAAGCCCCUGGGGGUGGAGCGACUAGGAAAUUCGCCCGGCUCUCAGUACGGGCGACGAUCUGCCUCUCCAAACUCCCUCACCCUUCCCAAGAAACGAACAUUGGCCGAGACCACGACAGAAGGUAUACCAGCCCCAUCUACCCUCGAAGCAGGAUCAAAUCAAUUGCCUCCGAUCAUGUCUUCGGCCAAUCCUAGUCCUCCCGGUCGUCUUAGCUCUAUCUCGUCCAUUCUGAACCAACCAGAUGUUCGAAGCGAGCCUCGCUCGGAUACUACUCUGCCACGUCCGCCUUCUAUCCACCACUCUAUCUCGCCUUCGCCCCACCCGCCGCAGCCUUUGCCUGGCAUCGCGUCUCUUGGAGACUCGGUUGAUCGCCGUGCCCGACUUGAACGCGAAGCCGAACAGAUGCGCGAGAUGCUCAGAGCAAAGGAGCGCGAGUUGGCAGAGAUGAGACGAUAG